Molecule: messenger RNA, 1537 nt
Organism: Schistocerca serialis cubense
Lineage: Eukaryota; Metazoa; Arthropoda; Insecta; Orthoptera; Acrididae
Exons: 2
Coding region: 769-1416 (215 amino acids)
Biological process (GO): regulation of transcription by RNA polymerase II
Cellular component (GO): nucleus; transcription regulator complex
Molecular function (GO): DNA binding
Source: RefSeq, a predicted model, not a curated record
CUGCCACCACCACUACUUCCUCUUCCUCCUCCUCCUCCUCCUCCUACAUAUACCUCCUAUCCCAUCCUUAUCCCCCACUCCUCGAGGCCCACAACCUCAUGAAGCUCCUCUGCCAACUCUAUCCCGAAGCUCCCAUCUCCCUCCUCACUCCCUGUUGGGACUCCGUUCUCAUCACCUCCCCUUGCCCCACCCUUCACUCAGACAUCCUUUCCCGAAUCCCCAUCACCUGCUUUGUCCCCAAUGCCUCUCUCUCCCCUGCUCCUUCCCUUCCCACUCCCACCAAACCCAAGGCCUGCAUUGCCCACCAACCCUUACCGCCAUGACCACUUAGCUUAGUCUGACGAUUACGGAGGAGGAGGUGCUGUUGGAGCUUAAGGCACAUCCCUACCUAGACGUCCAUGCAGUGCACCGGAUUUUCAAUUCUGCCGGCCCCACCCUCCUUAGGCCCAGCGCACAUUACACGCAGCAGAGGCAGAGCCGCUUUUGUAGAGCACGCAUUCCAAUGGGGCACCGCAUACUGCACGCAGCCGAGGCGCAGGGCAGGAUUAGCUGGGUCAGCCCUCUGUCCCUCUGUCCGAGCUGCACAGUUUUCCUCUGCCUGCGGCCUGAGGGGCCUGUUAUCUCUGAUCCCAUCUCUGUCAGCGGUUCGCACCACCACAGAGGUGGUCUCUGGCACCGCGUUGCGCUUGGCCAGUAGUGACUUUCCAGCAGCAGUGUGUGUGUCUGCGACAGUACCUCACUUUCGUUCUUGUACAAAGUCUUUUAGUUAUGGAACAUUUCAUUCAGUUAGUUCAGGACAACCCAGUGCUGUACGACACCAGUCAUCUGGACUACAUGCAGAGUAAAUUGAAGGACGAAAUACGGAAGAAGGUUGCAGAGGAAUUACAUUACAGCAAUUGGGAAACAGCGAAAGAAAAUUGGAGAGAACUUAGGGAUCGUCAUCAAGAUGGCCUCCGUAGACAGAAAAAGAAGAGUGGGCAGGCAGCGACCUCAGUCCGCCCAUGGCUGUACCAAAAUCAGAUGGAAUUUUUAGUUCCAUAUAUGGCCACCAGAGGUACCGUAACAAAUAGAAUGGAAGAGGUAAAUGCUACAACGAGCGUUGCAAAUGAUGGUGGAGAACGUGACGUAACAGACACACAGAGAAACGAAACACAAGACGACUUGGGGACGCCAUUGACAAAGAAGAAUAAGAAAGCAGAUGUCAGUAAAAUCAUUCUUGAAAGUAUUAACAGCUACGAAGAGAGAGCUAAGAAAAGAGACAUUUUACGUGAAAGAUCACUGCAUCAAGAAAAUGACGCCUUACACCAAUUUUUCAUGUCGAUGUACCUAUCGACAAAAGAGAUGCCAAAGGCGUACCAAGUGUUGGUAAAGAAAAAAGUGUUUCAGUUAGUACCUGAAACGGAGGAGGAAAUUUGACUAAAUCAGUGGCUCCACAUCAUUCAUCAAUACCAUCGUGCAGCACAGAAAAUAGUUCGUCUACCACGUCAAUAUCUGACUCUCCUGGUACGGAGUUUGAACCUUCAGCACCACAUUUACU